AUGUCGUUUUGUGUCAUUUACGAUAAAACUUUGCUGCAGUCAACGAAGGUCUGGGCUCUGGACAAAGAAGUGACCCAAUACGCAGAAGAGGUGUCCUCGCUGCCCUGUCCAGGCCAGAUCGUCCAUGAGGAACAUGCCCCGACUCCUCCUCCCCAGGUUUCUCCAUCUGAGGCAUCUCACUCGGACUCUGGAUUCAGUUUAUCAUCUAGCUCCUCCGGGGAGGUUACUGGGACUCCCUUUGAUUUUGGGACACAGCGCUAUGAAUACCCUUUCCCUCCCACCCAAGGUACAUCAAGCGAUCCGUUUUUACCACUUUCCUCUUCAAUUACAAUCACAUCUCCAUCCAAUUCCAUCUGGCCUUCGUGGCCUGCACAAGUCGUAAAAUCCUUCCCUCUCACUGCCCCUCCCCCCAAAAAAGUCAGAACCCAUCCGAAGUUACGGUCCGUGGCUGCGCGAGAACCACCCGUCCCACCUAGCCUGGCGAAUAAACGGAGUUUCUGGAGUCUUAGCCUCCAGCGCCAGGCCUCUGCAGAAAGUCAACAAAGUGACCUCAGCGACACUCAAACACGCGGCCGGAAGCUUUCUCCCGGCAGUGUGGGGUUUACCGAGGUAGACGCCUACCCUGUGUCCGACUCGGAAAUCACUGUACGCCGUCGCCAGCCUUCAGCACAUGCCGUUUGUGCUUCUGGCUCUAGGACGGAUCCAAGUGAGGGAAACAGCCGAUCAAAACGGGGUGAUAACGUAUGGCGGUCGUACUCCAGAAGUACCGGCUGCGGGUGCACCAGCCUCUGGUCCUAG
This is a messenger RNA of Suillus subalutaceus, 798 nucleotides long. RefSeq lists its product as uncharacterized. Lineage: Eukaryota; Fungi; Basidiomycota; Agaricomycetes; Boletales; Suillaceae. The transcript is spliced from 3 exons. The coding region runs from base 1 to 798 and encodes 265 amino acids. The record is from RefSeq and is a predicted model, not a curated record.